UGUCAAUGUUUAUUUUAAUGCGAAUGAUCAACAACAGCUUCGAUCUGCACACUUCUCGAUAUCCAGGCAUAUCGAUAAGCUUCCAUCAACUCUGAUGCAAAACGGAAUAAAAAGAACCACACAAAAAGUUUGCGGAAAAGGAAAAGUGCAUAUAAAUGAGUGUAAUAAUAAUCAAAGACGGCGGCGUAAUUAAUUGCAAUGUGUAGCAAAGAGUGUAAAAUAAAAAACAUGCGCUGCAUCUGCUGCGUAUGACAAAGUGAAUUUAUUUUAUCUAAAUUCGAAAUUAAACUAAAGAGGUAGGCUUCAGAGCAGUUCAUUCUUUCGCUGUUGUCUUCCUCUUCGUUUCGUGCGACACAAGCAACAGUAACAUACUACACACACACACAGGCAUACGCAUGAACACACUGACAGACAGAACGAUAUAUAUUUUUGUCGAGGGGCAAAAACUGUACGCGUUGUGUAUGCAAGAGAAAGAGGAGGAGGAGCAGUAGCAGUAGUUAGUGGUCUGUUGCUGUUACUAUUGAUGUUUUCAUAGUGUGCGUGUGCUACCAAUUUGCUGCCUUAGUGUAAUUUAUUAAAUCAGCGGGAUUCAGCCUUCAACUACUUCUCCCCACUUGUGUUUUGCUGCUGAGCGCAACAUAAACUAUAUGAUAAUGGUACGUAGGCGCGCCCGAACCGCCAAAGAGCCCGCCAUAGUGGUGGUAACCUCAAAUGAGGAGGACGCAGCUGCUAAUGCUGCUGCUGUUAAUGUGAACGUCGCGUCGCUGUCGCUGCCAUACAAUGGCGCAGCAUUAAGCGCUGCUGCGGCGGCAGCCAACAAACAACACCAACAACAACAACUUAUGGAUGAUCAAUACUUUGCCAGCCCAAAGCGAAAAGACUGCCGCCUGAUGAAAGCCAAUGAAAAUCUCAAGGCGAACAUCAACAACCACAGCAACAACACCAACAGCAACAAAAACAAAGUAAACGCAAAGUCUGAAGCGGAGCGCAAUAUAGGCGUACAAUUAGCCACGCGCUCGCAAACACGCACGAUUGAGAACUUUUUCAAGGCGAAGAGUGCAAAUGUUGCCAAGUUAACAGAACAAAAGACAAUAACAAUAAGUGAACUCGAACAGCAGCAGCAGCAGCAGCAACAGGAGGAGGAGCAGGAAGAAGAAACAUUAUUGUUAUAUGAAGUGCAUUCGGUGGCCUCACCCAGCGACAGCAACACAACCAGCAACAGCUCGCCAGCAUAUCAGCUGGAUGAGGAGCAGAGCAAUGAUGGCAGCUAUGAGGCGUCAAAUCAACAUAUGCAACACACUGUGGCGGCCUUUCAGACGCAUCGCUCGGCCUUGCGUGACAGCCAUGGCUCAUCGCAUAGCAGCAGCAGUGGGGCGACCAACAAUAGCGACAAUAUAUUUCUGCAGGAACCUGUGCUCAUGCUGGACAUUGAUCGCACGCCCACCAAAGCAUCUAGCAUACGCAUAAACAAGAGCUUUGAGCUGGCCAGCGCUGUAUUUUCCUCACCGCCUGCUGUGCUAAGUGCCUGUGUGCUCAAUGGACGUUUCAAUCAAAUUGUCUCGCUCAAUGGCAAUGCCGUGGAGCAGGAGCCGCAGCAGCAGCCGCCGCUAGUGCCUGAGCCCGUAAAGGCCUUGAGUGUUGAGCUGGAUCAUCAGGACAGCAGUUCAUGCGACAGUGGCGUUGCCUGCAGCUCCUCGCCUGCCGCUGGCCUCAACGUAUCAAUGCGCCGACGCAAGCCUGCCACGCCACAUCGCAUUCUCUGCCCCUCGCCUAUUAAGACCAUGCCUCGCGAUAUGGGGCUGCUCAAGAACGAGCCACACUCGCCUAGAAAAUCACCACGCAAGCUGCAAUUGCAACUGCAGCAGCUGCAACAAAGUGCCGCUUGCAAGUCGCGCCGAAGACUGAAUCAGCCAAAGCAACAGCAAGCACCAGCAGUGCACAUGGUGCCCAAUGAAGAGACUGUGGUGGUGCUGCUCGAUGACGAUGAAGAGGAUAUGCGAGCGCUGGAGCGCGAGAAUCUAAACGAAGCGGCGAAGCCCAUGCUUAAGCCAGUGGCAGUGCCUGUGCCUGUGGCUGCAGUGAAGCCCAAGACUUCCACCAAGUCAGGCAAAAUCAAAGCGCCCACGUGCAAAUCGCAGCCACUGGCUGCCACCAAUGGCAAUCGUGAGCUCACCGAAUUCUUUCCAGUGCGCCGCAGCGUGCGUAAAACCAAAACCGCUGUCAAAGAGGAAAUGAUGCGUGACCUGGAGCAAGCAGUGCUGGAAGAACGCUGCGAGGGACUGCAAGUGCGUCAUUUUCUGGGCAAGGGACGCGGCGUUGUGGCCGAACGUCGCUUCAAGCGCAACGAGUUCGUUGUGGAAUACGUAGGCGAUCUAAUCUCCAUAAGCGAGGCCAGCGAUCGCGAGCGUCGCUAUGCGCUGGACGAGAACGCUGGCUGCUACAUGUACUACUUUAAGCAUAAGAAUCAACAGUACUGCAUUGAUGCCACCAUAGAUACGGGCAAGCUGGGACGGCUCAUCAAUCAUUCGCGCAACGGCAAUUUGAUGACCAAAGUGGUGACAAUUAAGCAGCGACCGCAUCUGGUGCUGCUGGCCAAAGAUGACAUCGAGGAGGGCGAGGAGUUGACUUAUGACUAUGGCGAUCGUUCCAAGGAAUCGCUGAAGCAUCAUCCCUGGCUGGCAUUUUGAGCUGAAUCUUAGCAUAUAGUUAUUGUUUAAACAAGAGAAGAGGGAAUUGUUAGCGCGCUCAUUUUAUAUUUUGAAAUUUGUUAGCGACACACAAAAAAACGAAAAGCAAAUGCAUAAAUUAUAAUAUUACACAUAAAAUUGUUAAACAUUUAGACAAAAUGCUGCUGAAGACAUUAACAUUGCAUAAACAUUUAUGAGCAGUAUGGAAUGCAUGUCUGUUAUGCAUUAUAUACCUAUAUAUAAAUUAUAUUUGCUUACUAUUUACUGCCAUAGUGCUACCUAUUGUAUACACCCCGUGCACCUCGCCUAGCCUCAAGCCCAACACACACACACAAAAAGCAAAUCCUGACUAGUUUUUAGUAUUUUAUGAAUAUUGCAUCUACACAAACUCACACAACACACUCACACACAAUUCAUUUAUAACAUUUGACGAGGCUUAACUGCAGCUCAACAACAAUUUCGCAUAUAUUCUUCCCAUAUGAGCAGGUUUCAGAAUACUCCACAGUUCCGAGUCAUUUGCAUUGCAUCCUAGACAUCUUUUAGUUAAAAUUUACUGCCCCGUCCUUCCUAAAAAUUAAAGCAAAAACAAAUAUUUAAUAAGUGCAAAGCUUGUAUUGCAAACUUGGUUCAAAUAAAAUAAAAUAUAUAAUUAAUUUCAA
Drosophila busckii is the source of this 3346-nucleotide messenger RNA. RefSeq names its product histone-lysine N-methyltransferase PR-Set7 (gene Set8). The transcript has 3 exons. The record is from RefSeq and is a predicted model, not a curated record. NCBI's taxonomy places the organism in Eukaryota, Metazoa, Arthropoda, Insecta, Diptera, Drosophilidae. Gene Ontology annotation, molecular function: protein binding; histone H4K20 methyltransferase activity. The coding region runs from base 648 to 2687 and encodes 679 amino acids.